AUGAACAGCAAAUCAAAAGAGAAUGAAGACAAUGGGGAGAGUAGUAUUGAACCAAAAAAGUCUAGAAAGCAUGCUAAGCAUAAAGCCGACUCUGAAUUUGGAGUGGUGCGGGGAAUUGACUUCAAAAAUGUGCACACGGUUGUAAAUUUGGAUAUGCCUCAAAGUGCUGAAGGAUAUGUUCAUCGAAUUGGACGUACUGGAAGAGCAUAUAGUACUGGUGCUUCUAUCUCCCUUGUUUCUCCAGAUGAGAUGGCAAUUUUUGAAGAAAUAAAAUCCUUUUUGGGGGACGAUGAAAAAGACAACUCAAUCUUAAUUCCUCCAUUUCCUUUGCUGACCAAGAAUGCAGUGGAGUCUUUAAGAUAUAGAGCUGAGGAUGUUGCAAAGAGUGUGACAAAAAUUGCUGUCAGAGAAUCGCGAGCUCAAGAUUUGAGAAAUGAAAUUCUCAAUUCUGAAAAGUUGAAGGCUCAUUUUGAAGUUAAUCCAAGAGACCUGGAUCUGUUGAAACAUGACAAGGCUCUAAGCAAGAAGCCUCCUGCUCCUCACCUACGCGAUGUGCCUGAUUAUCUAUUGGACGCAACAACUAAAGAAGCCAGCAAGACUGUUAAGCUUGCUAGAGCUGCAAUGGGAAACACCAACCCUGCUCGCCGCCAUGGAUUUAAGAGAAAAUCCAAAAAGAAUAAGGACCCCCUCAAGACUUUCACUGCUGAGGGGCAUAAGAGAGCUCGUAGAGGCGGGAUGAAGCAAGAAGGAAAAGAUGGCAAUGGCAACCAUAGACAAAAAAAGAGAAAGACCUGAUAUACCAUUUAAUUUAAUUACUGUAUACGCAUAAACAGCGGCUAGCAAGCAACUCUCACAAUUUUGUAUCAAGUUAUAGUGAUAAUACCUCUUUCUUUCAUACAUCUAUCCAUCAAUUUGACAUGCGGUUCAACUUUCUACUCU
Molecule: messenger RNA, 939 nt
Organism: Prunus avium (sweet cherry)
Lineage: Eukaryota; Viridiplantae; Streptophyta; Magnoliopsida; Rosales; Rosaceae
Source: RefSeq, a predicted model, not a curated record